Messenger RNA from Ceratitis capitata (Mediterranean fruit fly), 1505 nucleotides. Its product is annotated as transmembrane protein 256 homolog. The record is from RefSeq and is a predicted model, not a curated record. Lineage: Eukaryota; Metazoa; Arthropoda; Insecta; Diptera; Tephritidae. The transcript is spliced from 3 exons. Bases 123 to 662 code for a protein of 179 amino acids.
UAUCGGCUUCAUGAUAUAAAUGUAUAGUAUAUUCGUAACAACAAACCGUAUCGGCAACAGCUUAUCAAUUUGCAAAAUUAUUGCAGAAUUUACGAAAAAAAAUUACUGAAAGCGUCAAAGAAAUGUCUUCAUUGGGGGACUCGGUCGGUUAUUUAAUUUUUGGCAAUCCAAUAAGCCAAGCGCUACUAUCAACUGCUGCGAGUGUGAUUGAAACUACUGAAGCCCUUCUACCACGAAAAUUACCGGCACCAAAUGCAGGAGUACCUGUACUUUCAUCACCACCAGUGCGCUUACCAUUAUGGGAGUUGGCAGGCAGUCAAUACAAUUUCAUACGCCUAGCAGGGUUAUGUGGUGCAACGGCAGUGAUUAUGGGCGCCUAUGGCAAACACAACUUAGCUAAGAUUUCCAACAUGGAAGAAAAAUCGGAAGCUAAAACAGUUUUUGAAACAGCAAAUCGCUUCCACUUUCUGCACUCAUUCGCUUUAUUAGCAAUGCCACUCGUCCGAAGACCGUUAUUGACCGGCUCCAUGAUGGUGGUAGGCACUAUGCUGUUCAGUGGUGUGCUCUAUUAUCGCGCCUUGACUGGUGACCGCACUUACGUGCCACUGGCAACAUGUGGUGGUUUCUGUCUAAUCACGGCCUGGCUCACGUUAAUUUUUUAAGGUGUCGAAUUAUUAUUAUUUACACAUGAAUCAAUUAGUCGUUUGUAUAUUGUGCAUAAGUUUAUUAUAUAAAGCAGAGAGCAAAUUUGUGCAGAAUAUAUUAUUCAUAGCAUUAUUGCGAGCCUUUGGUUGGCGAAUUUCUAAAAUCCCCAAAAAUAAAAUUAAAAUAACCUGUACCAUACGUUAGUGGUAAGUUAGUAUAAGUUAGAGGUUCUAAUUUGCUUAAGACUCAGAAUAUCUGAACUCAAUGAUAACCACCUUUAUUUAUUUUUCCAUUUUCAAUUUUUUUUUUUGGAACUCAUCCUUCGUUUCAUCGUCACCUAUAAUUUCAAGUUUAACUGUUUACGUUACUAUGCAAGGAAUUUCAUUUUCCGUUUUGUAUUUUUCCAUUUAUUAUAGUAAUAUAUAUAUAUGUAAAUGUAUAUGGGUAUUAGCUAUAUCUAAACGUUAAUAGCUAUGUAGUGCCGAUACAAUCAGCGUUUAAUGGAAGAAUCAAUUUUCUUAAGAGCUAUGAUAUUUUAUUGUUAGGUAUGAGGUUUAAAUGCAUACUGUAAUUUAAAUUAAUUUAUUAUUUUAGUUUUUUACUUGUACACAUUACAAUUUCUUCAACAAGUAAUAAAUCUACAAUAUAACAGAUAUUAUUUAUUUGUCGAUUUAUUAUAUAAUAUAAAAAUUCUUCUAUGUGUUACAACAUAUACAUAUGGAAUAUCUGUACCUAUGCUUAAAUUUCUUGUGCAUAUAUUAAAAGUGCGUAUUGUUACAUUCAAAGCUGACAUAAAAUGAUCUACUUUUGUUGAUUGAUAAAAAUAAAGCUUCUGUCUACUAUUUACUGGUAAAAAAAAC